UCUCCUUAGUUCGAUUUUAAUCGUUAACACGUGUCGAUAUCGAGCCUCAUAGUAUCGCACUAUUUACAGUUGACAAAUUCAUAACCAGAAAGGACUAAAAAUUUAUUAAAAAAUUUUACAGUAAUAAUAAAGUCGAUCGUGUAAACCAACGCAACGCAAAAUGUAUACUCGAUACUCGCUUCUUGCAAUAGUUAUUUGCUGCUUUUGGCGAAUUAGUUAUGCGAACUUUCCCGAUGAUCCGAAGCCAUGUAGAUUUGGAGAUGAGGAUUGUUUAUUAAAAGCUAUCAACUUUUAUUUACGUGAUAAAAAUCAAGGAGACGCUGCGAUAAAUCUAUUAAAAAUUGAUCCAAUCGAUGCUGGCACAUUUACACUCAAACAGGGGGCUGAUAAUCCUGUGAACAUUGAUUUAACAUUUAGCAACAACAAAAUUUACGGCGUUGGUAGUGCCACUGCAUACAAAGUUAGGGGUUUCGGCAAAGAUUUAGCCAAAAAGCACGAGUUACGUUUUAAAGUACCCAAAGCUGAGUUGAUCGGUGACUAUAAAAUUCAAGGACGUGUUUUAAUACUACCCAUUAGUGGUUCGGGAAAAAAUAACAUCACAAUGGUGGAUUCUGAGAUAAUACUUCAAUGGGUGGGUGUGCCGGUGGAGAAGGAUGGUGAAACUUAUAUGAAAACCGACAAGUUCAGAGCAAUCGUUAAGCCCAAAAAAGUGAUUUACGAAUUUCAAAAUCUUUUCAAUGGCGACAAAGUAUUAGGGGAUAAUAUGAAUUUAUUUUUAAAUGAAAACUGGAAGGAAAUCUUCAAUGAAGUUGAAGCCACAUUUUCCAUAGAAUUAUCUAAGCUGAUGGGAAAUAUUGUCAGUCAAGUUUUUUCAAAAACGCCAUACAAUAAAUUAUUUGUAGAUGGACGAUAUCCUACGGUUGAAGUGGGACGGGUGUUACUGUGUCAUACAACCGUAGUAUUCGGAUUUGAUAUUUUUAUGAAAAUGUUUAAGUUAUAUAAAAUAUUUUUGGCGCUAAUGCCAUUUUUAGUACUUCAAGUGAUCGCUAGUUUUCCUGAUAAUCCCAAGCCAUGCAAAUUUGGUGAUAAAACUUGUAUAAUGAAUACCAUUGAAUACCUAAUGCAUGAAAAAUCACAAGGCUUUGCUUCGCUGAAUUUGGUCAAAACGGAACCGUUGAGAGUAGCUAAAAUUGUGAUGACACAAGGGGCUGAAAGUCCAGUUAACAUUGAUUUGACCUUCACUAAUAAUGACGUAACGGGAUUCAGCGAAAUUAAGAUGAAUAACGUAAAGGGCUUUGGCAAAGAGUUGACGACAAAACACGACCUUUACGUUACUGCACCUGUUCUCAGUUUGAUCGGUGAUUACUCAAUCAAAGGACGUGUGCUAGUGCUGCCGAUUACUGGCACCGGCACUAGCAAUAUUACAAUAGUUAAUGUUAAAAUUCACAUUCAGUUUACUGGCGCUCCAGUGCAAAAAUCGGACAACAUCUACAUGAAUGUGAAAGAUGUGCGCUUGCGAGUGGAUCCUUCAAGAAUGAUUUUUAAUUUUAGCAACCUCUUUAAUGGCGACAAGGUGUUGGGUGAUACAAUGAAUAACUUCUUGAACGAGAACUGGAAGGAUAUUUACGAAGAAGUGCGUGCCACAUUUGCGAAUGCCUUUGCCCAGAUCUUCUCCGCCCUCAUACAUAAGGUGUUCAGCAAAUAUCCUUAUGAAAAAUACUUUUUGGAAUGACUUUUUUCGUUCAGGAGCGAAUUGCAGUUAGUUUGAAUUAAUACAGUUUAUAAGAAAAGUACCACUUUUAAAUAUCUCAACUGAUGUAUGUGUAAAUUUCUUAAUAAAAACUUGUAUACCCUAUGAUAUAUAUAGAUAUGUAUAUAUGUACACAUAUAUUAUACAUAGUAUGUCAAUGUGGCGUUAGAUUUUUGGAAGAUGUACUGUGUACGUUUUUAAAAAAUGUAUAAGUAUAAAUUGUUGGGAUGUUGAUUUUCAAAAUUGGUUAACUUCACAAUU
Molecule: messenger RNA, 2011 nt
Organism: Anastrepha ludens (Mexican fruit fly)
Lineage: Eukaryota; Metazoa; Arthropoda; Insecta; Diptera; Tephritidae
Exons: 11
Coding region: 161-1732 (523 amino acids)
Source: RefSeq, a predicted model, not a curated record